AUGGCUUCUACUCUUAGAAACAUCCGUCCAUUAACCAACACUUUACGACACGCUAAGCUGAAUUUUGUUUCAUCAAACAAUGCAGCAGUUGCCGUAAGUCUAUGUGUUGAGGACGUUCAACACAGUGAUAUUCUUGAUAUACUAUCGUUAUCUUUUGUACCUGGCGAUGGCGUGGGACCAGAGUUAAUGCUUUGUGUUCGCGAAGUAUUCAAUACAUUGGGUGCACCAGUUGAAUUUGAUGAAAUAUUAGCCAGUGAAUUACUUCCAGGACGAAGUUCUUCUUUAACCGAUAUAGUCGCAUCAUUUCGACGUAAUCGUGUUGGCAUGAAAGGAAUAUUAACUACUCCUGCCAUUGGUGAAGGAGGAGACUUAAUGUCGUUGAAUAUGAAAAUCCGGCGAGCUUUAGACUUAUAUGCUAAUGUCGUUCGUAUUAAAACAGUGCCAGGAUUGAAACUGCGUCAUCAAAAUAUUGAUUUCAUCGUGAUUCGAGAACAAACCGAAGGAGAAUACAGUGCGUUAGAACAUGAAUCUGUUCGUGGUGUUGUUGAAUCAUUAAAAAUUACCACAUACGAAAAUUCUAAGCGUAUAGCAAAAUUUGCAUUUGAUUUUGCAACAAAAUUUGGACGAAAAAAAAUAACGGCAGUGCACAAAGCAAAUAUAAUGAAAUUAGGUGACGGGUUAUUUCUUGAGUCAUGCAAAGAGAUAUCACUUCUGUAUCCAAAUAUUGAAUUAAAUACAAUGAUUGUUGACAAUACGUGUAUGCAGCUCGUCUCAAAACCACAACAAUUUGAUGUUCUUGUUUGUCCAAAUUUAUAUGGAAAUAUUGUAUCAAACCUGGCUGUGGGACUAGUUGGUGGUGCGGGUAUGGUUCCUGGUGAGAGUUAUAGUGCGGAUGGUGCUCGUCAUCCUUUUCUCACUGGUGCUGGUCGAAACAUUGCAAAUCCGACGUCGAUGUUAUUGUGUGGUGUUAAUUUAUUGCGAUAUUUAAAUCUUGACAAUUUGGCUACUAGGCUUGAGGAUGCACUCAGUAGCGUAAUUAAACAACAAAAAAUAAAAACCAGAGAUAUUGGUGGCUAUGCAACUCAACAAGAUUUUUUAAGAGCGAUACUCUCUCGGCUUGGAUAA
This is a messenger RNA of Didymodactylos carnosus, 1125 nucleotides long. NCBI's taxonomy places the organism in Eukaryota, Metazoa, Rotifera, Eurotatoria, Philodinida, Philodinidae. The record is from the annotation of a GenBank genome assembly.